AUGCUUGGUGCUGCUAAAUACAUUGGUGCUGGUAUUGCUACUCUUGCUCUUGCUGGUGCUGGUAUUGGUGUAGGUAUUGUAUUCUACGCUCUUAUCCAAGGUACAUCUCGAAACCCUAGCGUUAAAAAUCAACUAUUCCAAUAUGCUGUUCUUGGAUUCGCUCUUUCAGAGGCUACUGGACUAUUCGCUCUUAUGGUUUCAUUCAUGAUCCUAUUCUCUUAA
This is a messenger RNA of Malassezia restricta, 222 nucleotides long. The record is from the annotation of a RefSeq genome assembly. NCBI's taxonomy places the organism in Eukaryota, Fungi, Basidiomycota, Malasseziomycetes, Malasseziales, Malasseziaceae.